Molecule: messenger RNA, 1797 nt
Organism: Lachancea lanzarotensis
Lineage: Eukaryota; Fungi; Ascomycota; Saccharomycetes; Saccharomycetales; Saccharomycetaceae
Gene: SPB4
Product: LALA0S08e05204g1_1
Exons: 1
Coding region: 1-1797 (598 amino acids)
Cellular component (GO): nucleolus
Molecular function (GO): ATP binding; nucleic acid binding
Source: RefSeq, a predicted model, not a curated record
AUGUCAAGAUCCCUCUCGUGGGAUGAGCUGAAGUAUGAGCUUCAGCCAUGGAUUCGUAAUGCCGUGCAUGGAAUGGGAUUUGAGGGAAUGACUGCUGUACAGGCCUCCACUAUUCCUAUGUUCUGCGGAAACAAAGACGUAGUCGUAGAGAGCGUCACGGGCUCGGGCAAGACGGUUGCCUUUGUGAUUCCUAUCAUCGAAAAGGUGAUUAAUGAUGUUCUUAAUGGUUCACCGUUGAAAAAGGGUCAUUUUUACUCUCUGGUGAUCUCACCAACGCGAGAACUUUCUAGUCAGAUUCAAGGUGUGUUUGAUGCCUUUCUGUCGUACUUCCCCAGUGAAGUAUGUCCUAUAAAGUCACAGCUGCUUGUUGGAACGAGCGCUUCGUCAGUGCGAGAUGACAUCAACUUCUUCAUGGAAAACAAACCUCAGAUUUUAGUGGGAACACCAGGCAGAGUCUUGGAUUUCCUUAAUUCUGUGGCUGUAAAAUCGGCUUCAUGCGGUAUUGUUGUACUGGAUGAAGCUGAUAAGCUGCUGGACGUUGGAUUCGAGAAGGACGUGGAGUCCAUUUUGAAUUUGCUCCCAAAACAGAGGCGAACUGGUCUUUUCUCUGCUACUAUAAGCAGCGCAGGUGAUCAGAUUUUUAGAACUGGCAUGCGUAACCCUGUGAAGAUUGCUGUAAAGUCUAAACUGCAAAAUCCAGACACUCUCGACAUCAGUUACAUUGUCGUGAAACCUCAGGACAAACUUCAGUAUCUGCUGCAUAUUCUAACGCACAUUCAGUAUAAGAAAUGCAUUGUCUAUUUCCCAACAUGCACGUCUGUCACAUAUUUCUACUCUUUCAUGAAACACUGUUUGACGACGGGAAAUACCGGCACAGAACCUGAUCUCUUUUCUCUUCAUGGGAAGCUGCAAACCAAUUCCAGACUGGGAACAUUGUCUAAGUUCUCUUCUGGUCUCAAUAAAUCAGUUCUGUUGACGACUGAUGUCGCUGCGAGAGGUAUUGAUAUUCCAGAAGUUGAUCUCGUACUACAUUUCGAUCCUCCAACCAGCACAGAGAUGUUUUUACACCGAUGUGGAAGAACCGGUCGAGCUAAUAGGGUAGGCAGAGCAAUAACUUUUUUGAAUGAAGGGCGAGAGGAGGAUUAUGUGGAUUUUCUAGAGGUGAAGAACAUAGAAAUAGACGAGAUGCCUUUUGAAGUCAACGUCACCGAGGACUUAUCCAAGAAGUUCGAGACUUGGGUACUGGAAGAUAGAGCCAGGUUCGACAAUGGUGUUAGGGCUUAUGUUGGAUUCAUUCGAUACUAUUCUAAGCACACGGCUUCAUCGAUAUUCCGACUCCAAACUCUCGACUAUAUUGGGCUGGCAAAGUUAUAUGGCCUUAUUCGGCUGCCGCGAAUGCCAGAAAUAACCCAAAAUCUGAAAAAUGACAUGAUACCCGCAGACGGAUGGUUAGUUCAACCGCCAAUAGACUUAGAUAGAUUUGCAUAUGCAAAUCCACAAAUGGAGCGUUCGAGACAAGAGGAACUAAAGAAGGGCAAGGAAACGGAAGCCAAGAAAAAGCUCAAAAGCGAGCUCAAAAAAAAAAAUAGCUCUUGGUCGAACAAAACAACUGCAAAGGAUACCAAGGGGGAAAGGAAAACCAAGUUGGCGCUGAAGAGGAAAGCCAUUGAGGAAAAAAUUGCACAGGAGGAUGAGCAAAAUGAGGGCGAAGAAGAAGAAGACUGGAAAGAUAUGGUAAGGAGAAGCAAGAAAUCAAAAACUGCUUCUCAAAUCCAGGGUGACUUCUCGGAACUUUAG